This is a messenger RNA of Papaver somniferum (opium poppy), 1201 nucleotides long. RefSeq lists its product as uncharacterized. Bases 92 to 772 code for a protein of 226 amino acids. NCBI's taxonomy places the organism in Eukaryota, Viridiplantae, Streptophyta, Magnoliopsida, Ranunculales, Papaveraceae. The transcript is spliced from 6 exons. The record is from RefSeq and is a predicted model, not a curated record.
UUCAAACUCAUUCAUAACCGAGUUGAUCACAAAAGUAAGUCAGAGACGGUGAGAGUGAGAAGAACUGAACAGAAAUUACAGAAUUUCAGAAAUGGCUUCCAUGGUUUCAUCCUCCCCAUUAAAAUCCAGCAAUAAAAAUUAUUCCUACAACAACAACCCAAGUUCCAACAAAGGGUCUUCACGAAUUUCUUACAUCAUCUUUUCCAAUCAAGAAACCAAUGAAGAACCAAACAAGCAAUUGGGUCGUAGGGAAAUUAUAUUGAGGACAAGUGAGAUUGCUGUACUUGGAGCAAUCUUCCAUUUCGGUGGUAAAAAACCAAACUAUUUGGGCGUGCAGAAGAAUCCACAGGCAUUAGCACUUUGUCCAGCUACUAAUAACUGUAUUUCUACUUCUGAAGAUGUUAGUGAUCUUACUCAUUAUGCUCCACCAUGGAGUUAUAACCCUGAAAAUGGAAGAGGAAAGAAAAAACCUGUCAGUAGAGAAGAGGCGAUGAACGAGCUCAUCCAAGUGAUAAAGUCGAAGAAACCAGAUAAUUUCACACCACGGAUCAUGGAGAAGAAAGAUGAUUAUAUACGCGUAGAGUAUGAGAGCCCAAUCAUGGGGUUUGUUGAUGAUGUGGAGUUUUGGUUCCCGCCUGGCAAGAACUCAACAGUUGAAUAUCGAUCUGCUUCUCGGUUCGGAAACUUUGAUUUCGAAGUUAACAAGAAAAGAAUCAAGGCACUUAGGGUGGAAUUGGAGAAGAAAGGAUGGGCAUCUGUGGGAACCUUCUAAGAAAUUAUACUUCCAAGGGCAGCAGUGAAAAUUACAGUUCACAGGGACACAUGGUGUUCUCUACAACAUCGUUUCUAGGUUGAGAAGUGAGUUUGCACAAAACUCCUUUGGCUACCCGCUAUCAGUUGUUGUAUUCACGUACCAAAAAUUAUUCAAUAAAAAUAAAAACAGUAGUAUUUGUUUUGGUAUAUUUGACCUGCUGGGGGAUGGUGAAUGAUGUUGGAUUAGACAAACUCAAGCCGCAGCUUAAAGCAUCUCCAAUUUUUAUUUAGAUCCUUAUUUAUGGGAUCAUAUGUAUGUGGUAAAAAUAGCAACCCUUCACGGACUAUCUCCAACAAUGUAGGACCCUUCACGGACUAUCUCCAACAAUGUAGGGUCUUAUUCUGAGGAUUUGUUUUUUUUGGUUAAUAAUAAAGUUGAUUCCCUUUU